Molecule: messenger RNA, 2340 nt
Organism: Plasmodium vinckei vinckei
Lineage: Eukaryota; Apicomplexa; Aconoidasida; Haemosporida; Plasmodiidae
Product: mRNA (N6-adenosine)-methyltransferase, putative
Exons: 1
Coding region: 1-2340 (779 amino acids)
Cellular component (GO): RNA N6-methyladenosine methyltransferase complex
Source: RefSeq, a predicted model, not a curated record
AUGUCCUUAGCUAGAGAAAAAUAUCUUAAGAGAAAAAGGGAGCUGCUCGAAAGCAUAAACAUAAUUGACAGCAAUUUAGAAGAUAAAAAAGAUGGUCGAUCUAAGGAAAAAAUUGGUGAAAACAAAAAUGAUUCACAAAAAGAUAACAAACGAAAACAUGAGGAAAGACAAAAAUAUUAUGAAAAUAACAAAAGAGAUUAUGAACAGAAUAAGAGCAUAAAAACGAAUGAAUCGGGUGGGAAUAAUAGUAAGAAUUAUGAUAGUUUGAACAGAAUAGAAAAAAAUAAAACAAAACACAGUACUCACCAUGAUAGAAAUGAAAAUAAUUCGUAUAGCAACGCGAAUCGAGACGAUUCACCAUUAAGUAUUAGAGAAAAUAAAUACUCUCGUAAUGAUAAUCUUGGAAUGAAGCCACCGUCUAAUAUGAAUAAAAAUGAUAAUAGAUUAUCUACCCAGAAUUAUAGAGGGUCAAACAAUGUUUCAGAUGCUCAAUUAGAUGCAAGAUAUAAGGACCCAUUAAAAGAUAUUCCAAAUUUAAAAAACAUCGAAAUAUACGAUAGUUCGAUUUUGUUAUUAUUUACGUGUAAAAUUUUGCUAGAAAUGAGCGAAAUGGAUGGAGGGAAGCCAAAUAAUGUGAAGAAAGUAUCCAUUACAUCUGUGGAAAUUUUGAGAGAAAUAAAAUCUAGAAACCGUAAAAAUAUAAAAUUUUUAAAAAUAAAUAUUUUAAAUAAUGUUUUAGUUCACUUGACCAAAAAUAGAAGUAGCGAAAAACAUGAUUAUGGAAAAAGGAGCGCAUCAGAUGUGGUGUGCGAAAAAUAUAAGGAAAUAAAACUAGAAGGUUCGUGCAUAGAUAUAGAAAACGUCGGAAUAAAUAUUAUUAUAAAAACUGUAUAUAUAAAUAAUAUCAAAAAGCUGCUUCUUAGAUAUAUGUACAAAUUUAGCACUACUAAUAAUUCUAUGAUGAACCCCAAUUUUUCAAAAAAUAUGGCUAGAAUGGAAAAAGAUGAAAUAUAUAGAUUAGGAAAUAAUUCAAAUGAAUACAAUAUUAAUAAUAGUAAUAUGGAUGGUUAUAAUAACAACAAUAUGUUGGGGCAAAGGGAAGCCUCAUAUAAUUCUUUAACUGCAGAAAAUGAUAAUACUAAAAGUUUUGGAGCACAACAAUAUUUACCAGAACAAUAUCCAAAUACAGGAAGCGAAAUGAUGCAUAUCAAUAAUAAUAUUAUCAGUGGGAAUGUACAUAUCGAAGGGGGAAGUAAAAUAAACUACCUGGAAAAUUUGCUAAAUGAGCCUACGGCAAAAGAAAAAAAGAUAAAAGAAGAAACAACAAACAUUUUAUCUAUUUUAGAGGCACCAACAGUAAUUGAAGAGUUGAGAAUAAAGAAAUUUCAAAAAAAAAAUGAUUCUGUAAAAAUAAUAUGUCAACAUUUGACAAGGAAAGCAUGCCAAAAACAUAAUAAAGAAUGUGAUAAAAUUCAUUUUAAAAAAAUAAUAUCCGAGCACACAGAUAUAUCAUUAGGUGAUUGUUCUUAUUUAGAUACUUGCAGACAUAUUGAAACAUGCAAAUUUGUUCAUUAUUGUGUUGAUAAGGAAGAUAAAAUGAUAAUGAAUGAAAAGAGUGAGAUGAAUAAAGAACAAAUUAGUAAAAAAAAAAGUAAUUACAAAAAUACAGAAAGUUUUUAUACAAUAAAAUAUGAUGAUAAUCAUACAUAUGAACCACAAUGGAUAAGAUGCGAUUUGCGAAAUUUUGAUUUAAGCAUAUUUAAUCAAUAUGUUAGUGUAGUAAUGGCAGAUCCGCCAUGGGAUAUACAUAUGGACUUACCUUAUGGUACUAUGACAGAUAAUGAAAUGAAGCAUUUGCCUGUACAACUAAUACAAGAUGAAGGAAUGAUAUUUUUAUGGGUUACAGGGAGAGCAAUGGAAUUAGCUCGAGAAUGUUUACAAAUAUGGGGAUAUAAACGAGUAGAAGAAAUACUGUGGGUUAAAACAAAUCAUUUACAAAGAAUUAUUAGAACCGGUAGAACAGGGCAUUGGAUAAAUCAUUCAAAAGAACAUUGCUUAGUAGGAAUAAAAGGAAAUCCAGUGAUUAAUAGAAAUAUAGAUUGCAAUGUUAUUGUAUCUGAAGUCAGAGAAACAUCUAGAAAACCUGAUGAAAUUUAUAAAUUAAUAGAGAGAAUGUGCCCCCAAAACUUAAAAAUAGAGCUCUUUGGAAGGCCUCAUAAUGUUAGGCGUAAUUGGAUAACCCUAGGGAAUCAGCUUAACGGUGUUGUGUUGCACCAUCCUCAGGUAAAAGAACGAUAUAACAAGGUGGCACCAAAAUUGAAUAUGCCUUUGUGUGAGUAA